UUUUCAAAUAUAGAAUUCGAUCAAUCAAAUGUGAAUUAUCGUGAAAUUAAUAUAGCUGAAUUUACUCGAGAAUUAGUUUUAGAUUUUGAAAAGAUGGCCAAAACAUUAGGGUUAGAUUAUAUUAUAGAUAUUCCUGAAGAAUUUAAUCAAGCCGUUAGUGAUAGAGUUUAUUUAGAUUAUAAUAUGUAUGAAACAAUCGUAUUUAAUCUUUGUUCUAAUGCGAUAAAGCAUACUUGGAAUGGAUAUGUAAAAAUUCGCUUAUAUAUUGACUACAGAGAUGAAAAAAAAAAUGAUUGUGUUGGUAUUCCGGAAACUGCACUUCCAAAUAUAUUCCAACGUUUUUAUCGUGUAGAAUCUCAAAGCUCACGUAGUCAUGAAG
Molecule: messenger RNA, 379 nt
Organism: Scutellospora calospora
Lineage: Eukaryota; Fungi; Glomeromycota; Glomeromycetes; Diversisporales; Gigasporaceae
Source: the annotation of a GenBank genome assembly